This is a messenger RNA of Centropristis striata (black sea bass), 11788 nucleotides long. Its product is annotated as kalirin-like. Gene Ontology annotation, cellular component: cytoplasm. NCBI's taxonomy places the organism in Eukaryota, Metazoa, Chordata, Actinopteri, Perciformes, Serranidae. The transcript has 55 exons. The record is from RefSeq and is a predicted model, not a curated record. Gene Ontology annotation, molecular function: guanyl-nucleotide exchange factor activity; protein binding. Bases 149 to 6976 code for a protein of 2275 amino acids.
GGAUAAACGCGGUGGACCAAUCCUGACAUUCCCCGCCAGGACCAACCAUGAUCGAAUAAAACAGGAAGACCUCAGCCGAUUGGUCACUUACCUGGCGACCAUUCCCAGCGAGGACGUGCGUGCUCGUGGCUUCACGGUGGUGGUGGACAUGCGUGGCAGUAAGUGGGACAGCGUAAAGCCGGUUCUACGGACACUGCAGGAGUCGUUUUCCUCAAACAUCCACACAGCGCUGCUCAUCAAACCAGACACCUUCUGGCAGAAACACAAGACCAACCUGGGCAGCGCCAAGCUCAGCUUUGAGACCAGCCUGGUGUCGGUGGAGGGUCUGUCUCGGCUUGUCGACCCCUCUCAGCUGACCGCUGACCUCGGCGGCUCCCUGGAGUACGACCAUGUGGAAUGGACCGAGCUGCGUCUGGGUCUGGAGGAGUUUACGGGGGCCGCCACACAGCUGCUGGCCCAACUGGAGCAGCUGGAGGCCGGGCUGAACCGCAUACCGGAGCCCCAGGAUGUCGAUGAGGCCCGCAAACUUUUGGAGGAACACGGUCGUCUCCGUAACACCAUUGCCACGGCACCAGUUGACGCCCUUGAGCGAGAGGGGAGGAGCUUGCUCCAGCGCAUGCGUCUAGGCCCCUCCCAUGGCGACACCGCUACCGAAGGCGGCGGUGGCGGUGGAAGUCACGGCAGCUGGCUGUCAGGUGGGGCGGACUUCCAGAGUGUUGCGCCCAAGGUUUCCUCUCUGCUGGACCGGCAGCAGGCAGCUCGCAGUCACCUGCUGCAGAGUUGGAGCGACAGGAAGUUGCACCUGGACCAGGCGCUGCAGCUGCACCUGUUCGAGCAGGAUGCCACCAAGAUGUCGGAGUGGAUCGCUCACAGUAAGGAGCUGUUUGUUCAGAGUCUGUCCGAGGUCGGGCAGAACCACCAGCACGCCAUUGACCUCCAGACGCAACACCAGCACUUCACCGCCAACUGCAUGAAUGGCAGUGUAAACGUGGACAGCGUGGUCACUGUGGCAGCGAGGCUGGCCGAGGCCGGUCACUACGGGGCGGAGAGGAUCGCCAUGGUGUCGUCACAUCUACAGGAGGACUGGAAGUCCCUGACCACGGCGCUGGAGGAACGCAGCAACACACUCGCCAUGGCAACAGGCUUCCACCAGGGGGCGGAGCAGUUCCUGCACAGAGUGGAGGGUUGGGUUCAGGCGUGCUCUGAAGGUUUGCUGCCGUCUGCCACGGCAGAGCUGGAAGCUGCCACCAAGAAACAUCAGGACCUGAACGAGGAGAUCUCUGCCAACUACACACAGGUCAGUGAGAGCGGUAAAGCCUUAUUGGACGUCCUCCAGCGUUGCCCGGCGAGCGACUCCGAAGACUCCAAACCAGACUUCACUGCUGCCACGCACGGCAUCAUGGGAGUUCUGCACCAGGUCAUGCAGGGUCACCAUGAGGUGGAGGGGGCGUGGCAGCAUCGUAAGCUCCGCCUCCACCAGCGUCUGCAGCUGUGUGUGUUUCAACAGGAUGUUAGACAGGUGUUGGACUGGGUGGAGCAGCAUGGUGAGGUUUUCCUGAACAAACACAGCGGUGUGGGGAAGUCUUUGCACCGAGCGCGAGCGCUGCAGAAACGCCAUGACGACUUCCAGCAGGUUGCACAGAACACUUACACUAAUGCAGAGAAGCUUCUGGAAGCAGCAGAUCAGCUGGCUCAGUCUGGAGAGUGUGAGGAAGAGGAGAUCUACCAGGCAGCCCGAGACCUGGAGCUCCGCAUGCAGGCGUUCAUACAGAAAGUUGAACAGAGAAAGCUGCUGCUGGACCUCGCUGUGUCUUUCUACACACACACCAAGGAGCUGUCAGUGUGGAUGGAGGGCCUCCAGAAGCAGCUCUCCUCAGAUCUGUGUGUUUGUCCGGAGACGGUUGAGGCUCUUCAGGCUCUGAUCAGCCAGCAGCAGCAGCAGCAGGCCAACACGCAGGAAGCUGCGAUGAGUGUCAUCCGAGAAGGAGAAGACCUCAUCCUGCAACUCAGGCCUCAAGGCAGCUCGGUGGCCCAUGUGGAGACAGUGCUGCAGCAGCUGGAGGAGUCUCACGUUCAGCUGGAGGAACUGUUCCACCAAAGGAAGAUCCGACUGGAUGUUUACCUGCAGCUGCGCAUCCUGCAGCAGUGCACUCUGGAGGUGACGGGGGAAAUGGACGCGUGGAAGCAGGACCUUCAGAAACAGUCCCAGGACUUCUCCGCGGAGAAGCUCGCAGCCCCACGGCUCAACGACGCCAACCAGGACAAGCUAGCACCGGAGAAGUUAGCACUAGGCCAGUCGCGGCUGGUUGAGGCUAGCCCCGAGGUGCUAACGCUAGCACAGCAGCGCAUCCACAGGCACAUGGAGCGAAGGCUGGCCAUGAACAACAUGAUCUAUGAGGUCAUCCAGCAAGGUCACGACCUUCAGCAGUACAUCAACGAGGUGCAGGCAUCAGGGAUUGAGCUGUCGGAGGUGGAGGGCGGUCUUUCAUCUCAGGUGGAGGAGCUGCAGCGCCUCCUGCAGGACAAACAGAAGGAGCUGCAGCAGAUCGCAGAUCACACACACACACACCUGGAGCAGAACCUGCAGCUGAGACACCUGCAGAGCCAGGUCAAACAGGUGCUCGGCUGGAUCUCAGAGGGCGAGGUCAUGUUGUCGUCCUGCAUGUUGAACUCCAGCUGUCUGUCUGAAGCCGAGCAGCUUCAGAGGGAACAUGAGCGCCUCCAGCAGGCCAUCGAGGCUCUGCUCCACGCCGACUCCCUGCAGAGGACUCACCAGGUGGCUCUGGCUCUGCAGCAGAGAGCAGAGCUGCUGGUCAGGUCGGGCCACUAUGACCCCGAUGCAGUGAGGUCCUGUGCCCAGACGGUGGCGCUGCACUGGCAAACCCUGAUGCUGAGGAUUGAGGACAGACUCAAACUGGUCAACGCCUCCGCAGCCUUCUACAGGACGUCCCAGCAGGUGUGCGGGGUGCUGGAGAGUUUGGAGCAAGAGUACCGCAGGGAGGAGGACUGGUGUGGAGGAGGAGAGAGGCAGCCGGAGCUCCUCCUGCCACUGGUCAGCAAACACAUGGAGCAGAAGGAGGCGUUCCUGAAGGCUUGCACUCUGGCCAGACGGAAUGCCGAAGUUUUCCUGAAGUACAUCCACCGCAACAGCGUCACCAUGGCUAACAUCUCGGGCCACAGCGUCACCGUGUCUGGGGUGACGGGGGUCACCGAGGUCACAGGGCACUCCAGGGUACCGGAGCAACAGGUCAAAGGUAUUCUCAGCGAGCUGCUCCAGAGGGAGAACAGAGUUCUUCAUUUCUGGACUUUAAAGAAACGCAGACUCGAUCAAUGCCAGCAGUACCUGAUGUUCCAGAGCCACGCCCAGCAGGCUCUUGAUUGGCUGCAGCAGUCAGGUGACCACUACCUGGCCACACACACAUCCCCGGGUACAACAGUGGCUGAGACGCAAGAGCUGCUGAACCAAUACAGAGAGUUCUGUGUGUCCGCCAAGCACACCCAGGAGAAGGUCCACUUGCUGAUCCAAUUGGCUGAAAGCAUGCUGGCAAAAGGCCACGCCCACCGCACGGAGCUACGUCGCUGCGUCUCCACAGUGGACAAGCGUUACCGUGACUUCACUGUCAGGAUGGGGCAGUACCGCCACCUCCUGGAGACGGCGCUGGGAGGCUGCUCGCAGGACAAUAAGGACCUGGAGCUGGAGCUGAUCCCCAACAGUCUGUCUGACUCUGACCCCGAGGUCAACCUGUCCGACCCCAGUCAUCAGGUCAGCGACGAGAAGAGACGCUCCGCCCGCAAGAAGGAGUACAUCAUGGCGGAGCUGCUUCAAACAGAGAGAGUCUACGUCAGAGAUCUGCAGGAGUGUAUCGAGACGUACCUGUGGGAGAUGACGAGUGGCUCAGAGGACGUCCCACCGGGUCUCACCAACAAGGACGACAUCGUGUUCGGAAACAUCCAGGACAUCUACGAGUUCCACAACAGUAUUUUCCUGAAGGAGCUGGAAAACUACGAACAGCUUCCUGAGGAUGUUGGACACUGCUUCGUUACCUGGGCUGAUAAGUUCCACAUGUACGUGACGUACUGCAGAAACAAACCAGACUCCAGUUUACUGAUCCAGCAGCACGGCGUCGGAUUCUUCGAGGAGGUCCAGAGGAGACACGGUCUGGCCAACUCCAUCUCCUCGGCUCUCAUCAAACCAGUUCAGAGGAUCACCAAAUACCAGCUGCUGCUCAAGGAGUUGUUGGCGUGCUGCGAGGAGGGGAAGGGUGAGAUAAAAGAAGGCCUGGACGUGAUGCUGAGUGUCCCGAAGAGAGCAAACGAUGCCAUGCACGUCAGCAUGCUGGAAGGUCUGGAGGAGGGUCUGGAGGUGCAGGGUGAGCUCCUCCUGCAGGACUCCUUCUUGGUCUGGGAGCCGAAGUCUCUGAUCAGGAAGGGGCGGGACAGACACCUCUUCUUGUUUGAGCUGUCACUCAUCUUCAGCAAGGAGAUCAAAGACUCGUCUGGACGAACGAAAUAUCUCUACAAGAGCAGACUCAGGACCUCAGAGCUUGGUGUCACAGAGCACAUUGAAGGCGAUCCCUGUAAGUUCGCUCUGUGGGUGGGACGAACGCCAACAUCUGACAACAAGACGGUUCUGAAGGCGUCCUCGUUAGAGCUGAAGCAGGAGUGGGUCCGCAGCAUUCGUCAGGUAAUUCAGGAGAGGCGGGGCCACCUGCGGGGGGCGCUAAGGGAGCCCAUCCCCCUCCCGAAGACACCCAAUCCCACCCUGGGGCGACAGCGCAGCAUCAGCCGCAGGGAGACCAGUGAGGAUGCAGACAGUCUGGGUGAUGCCAGCAGUCAGCCUGACACCGUCUCCAUCGCCUCCAGAACUUCACAAAACACAGCCGACAGCGACAAGCUGUCCGGAGGUUGUGAGCUAGUGGUGGUGUUGUUGGACUUCUCGGCCGGAGGAGCAGGAGAGCUGAGCGUGCGCUGUGGGCAGACCGUGGAGCUGGUGGAGCGCUCAGCAGAACGACCAGGCUGGUGUCUGGCCAGGACCACGGAUCAGACGCCCCAGCAGGAGGGCUUGCUGCCGAUGAGCGCCCUCUGCCUGUCACACUCCCACAGUGCAGCUGACAUGGAGGGGCUCCUCCCGCCCUCAACCACCUCCUCCAGCACCUCCUCAUGCACCACCACCUCCUCCUCCUGUAACUCCUCCUCCACCACCACCACCACAACCUCCUCGUCCUCCAGCGCCUCCAAUGCCUCCUCUAACGUCAGCGCCGGGCGGGACUCCGCUCUUUAUGGCUCUGAAGGUUCGGCUCUCCAGACGACCGGACAAAGUGCCACCUCCCCCACCGUGUACGGAGUGGGCGGGGCUCCGGGCGGCGCCGUUAGCUCCCCAGGGCCCAAACGCAGCGGCUCCGGAACUGGAAACACCCUGAAGCGUUGGUUGACCAGUCCGGUACGGAGGCUCAGUCAGGGAAAGGCUGACGGACAGAAGAAACCACCAAUCAGAACCAGGAGGCGGGACAACAGGCCAGAGCAGACCACGCCCCUCACCGGCAACGCACAGGCGGCGAGGAAGGAAGAGGCGGGGCAGAGUGGUGGGGAGGAGGAGCCAGAGGAGGAAAGCCACACCCCUUUACCUCCUCCCAUGCAGAUCAUCAAAGACCCAAACAACCCCGAGGCUCUGGAUUCAGAUCAGGGCUCCAACGAGUCGGACACCGAGCAGAGAAAUAAAGCCCUGAGAGGACGCAUGUUUGUGGUGAACGAGAUGAUCCAAUCAGAGAAGGACUACGUGAAGGAUCUGGGUGUGAUCGUUGAGGGCUUCAUGUCCCGACUCGAGGUCCGAGGGAUCCCGGAGGACAUGAGAGGAAAAGACAAGAUCGUCUUCGGAAACAUCCAGCAGAUCUACGACUGGCACCGCGAUUUCUUCCUGGUGGAGUUGGACCGAUGUGUCCAGAAUCACGAUCUGCUGCCCGACCUCUUCAUCAGACAUGAGCGCCGCCUCCACAUGUACGUGGUUUAUUGUCAGAACAAGCCGAGGUCGGAGUUCAUCGUCAUCGAGUAUGAGACCUUCUUUGAGGAGAUCCAACAUGAGAUCAGUUGCAGGAUGUCCAUCAGCGAUUAUCUGAUCAAACCCAUCCAGAGAAUCACCAAAUACCAGCUGCUGUUAAAGGAUUUUCUCAAAUACACGUCCAAAGCAGGACUCGACUGUGAGGAGAUCGAGAAAGCAGUGGAGCUGAUGUCACUGGUGCCGAAGCGUUGCAACGACAUGAUGAACCUGGGACGUCUACAGGGAUACGAGGGGAAAUUGACGUCUCAGGGGAAGCUGCUGCAGCAGGAGACCUUCUGUGUUUGGGAGCAGGACGGGGGAGUUUUAUCUCGCAGUAAAGAGCGCAGAGUUUUCCUUUUCGAGCAGAUCAUUAUUUUCAGCGAACUUCUGCGCAAAGGCUCCAACAACCCGGGAUACCAGUUCAAGAACAGCAUUAAGGUGAGUUACCUGGCAAUGCAAGACAGCGUGGAUGGUGACCCCUGUAAGUUUGUGUUGUGGUCUCGUGGCUCGGCGGAGCGCUUCACGCUGCAGGCGUCCUCUGCCAGCAUCAAGAUGACGUGGGUGGAGACCAUCGGCACCCUGUUGGAUGCACAGAACAACUUCUUGUCAGCUCUUCAGUCUCCCAUUGAGUACCAGAGGAAGGAAGGUGGGAUCUCCGUGACCCGGCCUCUGUCGUCAGGACGACCGCCAUCGGCCCCGCCCACACCCAACGGCCACGCCCCUCAGCCUCCGCCUGACAGCGAGCAGGACGACCAGGAGCUGGUGCUGGUGAUGCAGGACUUUGUGGCGGUUCGGGAGGACGAGAUCUCCGUGUAUCGCGGUGAAAAGGUUCAGAUUCUGGCGUCUAACCAGCAGGGUCAGAGCCUGGUGUACCGGCCGGCCAACAGCGACUCGCCAGCCGCCGAGGGCUGGGUGCCACGGAGCGUGCUCAACACACACUGACACACACAAACACACAACCACACACUGACAGCAGAGUCCGCUUUACUGCGAGUACACUCGUCAAAUACUGCAAGGUCAAAGGGCAGAGGCAUGCUGGGAGGUUCUUUUACAGCAGCGAGCGGUGGAGCCUUGGAAUGGCAACAUCAGCUUGUCUAAUACAACCAAAAACAUGGUCCUGAUGUUCUUGUAGCGCCACCAUCAGGGCAAACCAGAAAAGCUGGAUUUCCGUUAAAGUUAAGUUCCAUAUGGUUAAAAGUUCAUGAGAUUGUGGGGCUGCAACUAACACGUGUCACCAUUAUCUGUUAAUUUAUCGCUUAUUUUACCACCAUUAUUAAUUAUUUAUCUGUUUGGUUCUUUUUCAGGCCAUUAUCGAUUAAUGUACCAUCUUUAUCUAUAAUCGAUUAAUUUACGUGAAAUUUAAUUUUAAUUAUCAGUUAAUUUGUUAUUUUCGCACCAUUAUUAAUUCAUUUAUCUGUUAUUUUGUCAUUAUUAUACAUUUAUUUAUCUAUUAUUUUCUCAUCAGAAUCAAUUAAUUGCCUGUUUGGCCAUUAUUGGUUAAUUUAUUGUCUUUUUCUUGAAAUAUUUGAUAAAUUUACAUGUCAUUUUCACAUUUUUUAUUAACUUUUUUAACUGUUCGUAAUUUUUCCGCCAUUUUUGAUUAACCAGAUUUUUUUCAGGCCAUUAUCUGUUAAUUUCUUUUUCUCGUCAUUUUUUAAUUAAUUAACCUGUUAUUUUUGCGCCAUUCCUGCUAUUGGUGAUACAUUUUAUUUAUUUAUUUUCACAGCUUUAUCAGUCAACUUAUCAUUAAUCUCUACAAUAAGAAGUUGCUCCAAAGGGUGAAAUUUGCUUCUGACUUCCAAUUCUUUCAUUAGAUUAAACAUUGGAGGUGAAUCUAUCCAGUGUUUUAGAUUUAAAAAAGCAAACAUUCUAAACAAAUCUGACAAAAUAAAGGCUCCACAUUCAUGAGUGUUGACUGAUGGCUCUGAUUACCUGCCAGUAUUAAAACACACACACACUCCCAGCAGCAGGUACUGUUAGUCUCCUCCCUCCUUCCUGGUGCUUCAACAUUCAGCCAAAAAAAACACACACACACACACACACACACCUCCGUCCUCGCCUCGUUUACUGCCCCCGAGCAAACCAACCGCACUCUGAUGACGUCACAAACUGUUGUGGGAGGGAGACCACAUGACCACAUCAUCAUCAUCAUCAUCAUCAUCAUCAUCACUACUAACAACAACAAACUGGGAUUCCGUGAAGCUGCGAGACAAUAUAAAAAAAUUAAAUAUAAAAUAAAAUAAAAGCCUCACGGAAGAGAAGAGGUGAAAAAGACCCGGCAGCCAAUCAGAACGGAGCUCUUUCUCUGCGUGUCAUCCUGUUAAUAGUGUGUAUAAACAGACUGAGGACACACACACUCCAUACACACACCACUGCUACGAUGAAGAUGAAGAUAAUUAAGAAUAAUAGAAUCUGUUUUUCACCUCAAUUAGAAAAAGAAAAAACUGUUUGUCAUAUUAAUGUGUGCGUGUGUGUGUGAGAGAGAGCGUGUGUGUGUGUGUGUGUGUUUGUGACGACGUCCUGUGUGUGUGUUUUUUUCCACGGACAGUUAGGUGGUGUCCCGGUGUAGCGUUUUUUUGUCUUUUUAGCGAAACCAGAGCUAGCGCCACCCCCCUCUCCUCCCCAACGCUGCCACCGCCUCCGAUACCGCCGACAUGGCAACCACUCCCCCCCACCCCACCCCCCCCUCCCCCUUGCGUGCAGCUCUGGUUAGUUUGGAUAUUCUGAUUAUGCAUUUCUUGUUCCUGUAUAUAGACCAGACCUACUCCACCAACUCUGGACACUGAAGCUGUCUCAACCUACUGUGACUGUCUGUUUCUACUGAACCUGUAACCUUCAACACGCUCUCUACCUGUCUCUCUACCUGUCUCUCUCUACCUCUCUGUCUCUCUCUCUCUCUCUCUCUCUGUUUCUCUGGUGCCAUUCUCAGACAACACCCCGGUCCUUAAGGAGCUAGCAGCCUGUCAUGUGUGGGGGUGGAGGCGGGACGUAGUGCACUAUGAAGGGUGAAGGGAGAGACACAGCAAAACUAUAAAGGGUUCAAGGUGGAACGCUGCCUUCAAAUGCAGCUCAUGAGGUUGUAUUUUUAAAAACCAAGCUGACUAAAAACUUAGAGGCAACACACACUGGCAUGCUCAAAACAGUUUCUCAACAAAACGCCUCAACACAACAAAAAGACGGAUUUUUGUAGGCAAACGGAAGUUGGCCGUGGGGUCUACUGAGAAAUUGCAACUACUUCACGUCCAGCAUUUAUAUGCAUUUAUUUAACUCUUAAACUGUCUUUUGUAACACCUAACCAGGAGUUAUUUUUGCCUUAACCUUGAGAAGUGGUUAUGUAGCAUAAAUUCAACAAAACUGCAGCCUUUUUUUUUUUUUACAACAGUGAACGGGAGCAUGUUUAUGUUCCCCGGGUCCUAUGUUCCCCUUUUUGUAUGAGACUGGAGAACAUAGGACCCUUUUCCCCCGCUUUUCCGAAAAAGGGUCCCAUGUUCCCUGGUCUGUUACUUUUUCCACCAUUACAACAUUUUGGGAGUAUGUCUAUGUUCCCUGGGUCCUAUGUUCCAAACCUGCAGGUCUCGAGCUAACCCUAACCCUAACCUCACAACAAUGGGGAACAUGUUCCCCAGUAUGUAUUGCUACAGGGGAAAAUAGGACCCUUUUUGGGAAAAACAGGGAACAUGGGACCUUUUUCAAAAAAAGGGUGAACAUAGGACCAGGGCAACAUAGGGAUGACCCCCAGUGAACCUUAUGAUGUCCUGCAACCAGAAGGGUCGCUAUUCUGGGAAACGCUCCAAUGCGUAUCAUAUGCACGCAAAAUUAUAUAUUUUUUGCGUAUGCAUUGCAUAAUAUUGCAUAAUAAUUUGAAAGUGUAAACACGUGUUAUUUGUUUGCAGAUUGGCGAGACCCGGUUGAUAUUUAUAGCAAAACCAGAAGGGCCAUCAAAGAGAGCAGACCCUUAAAAAAAUAUGAGACUGGUAGUUUUACUGUAACUAGCUGAAAAUGUUCCGACACUCAAGACUUUAACCUGCUGCAACUCAACAACACACAACCCUUUCAUUCCCAACAUGUCCUGAGGAUUUUGUUUAAAAUUGAGCUUUUGAAUCCAACCAUUAGACUAUUAAGUGAAGUGUCCAGUGUGUGUUGCACUUAAUGCCGCAUUAAUGUCAUAGGGAAGUUGCCCAACGUGUAAACAGCGUUCACGUCAACGGCCAAGAAGUAUUCAAAUCUGGCAUGAAACUAAACAGGUAAAGUGAAACAAAAAUGGAUUUCUCAAGUCUGUUGUUCAAUGUAUUUAAAUAUAAACUUCACAGUAGUUUUUAAAGUUGUCAUGACAUGAACGCUCUUUCCCGUCCCAUGUCACAUGCACACGGUACACAAUAAAUCAGCUGAAGGAUACUUUAAAGGGAUAGUCCAGGACUUUGAACAUUAAGUUGUAUGAAAUACUUGCCAGUAGUGUAGUGGAUGCAAAGCUAUUAACUUACUUGCCGAGCUCCUGUGUCGGAGUUCUGGUCAGUUCCUAUUUUAGAAUAGACAGAUCCGGCAAGCUGGCAGGGUCACAAACUACAAGGUUUUACUCAACAAAACUAUGUGUCGAGUAAAAGGUCACCCAACAACUAAACAUUGGCCUUUGUGCUUAUCAGAAAACAUUUUGGGAGCGUGUCUAUGUUUCUCGGGCCCCAUGUUCCAUAUGCAAAUAGGCCUAGAUGAGGAAAGAUUAGGUCAGGGUGGCAAACCUGCAGGUCUCGAGCUAACCCUAACCUUAACCCUAACCCCACAACAGUGGGGAGCAUAGGACCUUUUUUCAGAGAAAGGGUCCUAUGCUCCCCGGUAUGUAUUGCUACAGGGGAACAUAGGACCCUUUUUGUGAAAAAAGGGGAACAUUGGACUUUUUUUCUAAAAAAGGGAGUGGGGAACAUAGGACCCGGGGAACAUAGGUCCCAGGGAACAUAGGGAUGACCCCAACAUUUUCACUUGGCUCUAUUUUGUUUCUUGAAAAAGCCAGUAAAUACAAUGACAGUGCAUGGUAAUAUUGUAAAUGGCAAGUAUUUCAUUAAACUUAAUGUCCAAAAUCCUGAUCUAUCCCUUUAAAAAUAAAAAAAUAAAACACUACCUUUGUUCCCUUUUCAGGAAUGUCGAUGUUGUGAUCAGGAAUGCAAAAAAAAAAAAAACACACAAAAAACAAGAGUAAAAAACAAAGAAAGUAACAUAUAUGGGGUCCAAUAUCUUUAUUAAAACGUCACAACUUGUGAACUCGGAGUGCACCAGAAGGAUUUAAGGUGGAUUGUAGUGCACUAUGAAGAGCACUAGAUGGCAAUAGUGCACUUUAGAGAUGAAACAAGUGCAUGAUGAAGAGUUUAGGGUAGAGGGUGGUGCACUAUGGAGGGUUUAGGGUGCAAAAAAGUGCACAAGAUUUUAGGGUAAACACUAUAAAGAGUUCCAGUCAAACAUGUGAAGGGAAGGUAGUGCACUGAAAAGGGUUUAAGGAGGAAAAUAGCACACUGUGGAGGGCCGACUGCUGCAGGUAGUGCACUAGGAAAGGUUAAAGGUGUAAAGUUGUGUACUACUGUGGGUUUAGGGUUUGAAAAUAGUGCACUACAAAGGGCGUAGGGUGCUGUUUGAGACCUAGCCUUGUUGCCGAUCGGCAAACUCAACUAACCAAUCAAACAGUGUUAUUUGUACAGAACUAACAGCUGCUAACUGACUGCUAACAGCUCUCUGUCGUUGUUUGUAAUAAACUUCAUUUUUCAUCCAAAA